GAACAACACCAGAAGAAGAGUGACCGGAAGUAUUUCUAUCACGCUAAUGAAGAUAAAAAAAAGGAAACUUUAGGUAACAGAGACAUCAGGCCAAACGAGAGGAAGUGGCUACGGAAGAAAUGGAGUUUCUGGAAACAACAGAUGCAGAUUAUAAAGAGGAACAAUGUCGUUUAAAGGACAAACAGCAACACAACAAAACCCAAGAUGCUGUUUUCAACCCAAAAGCUCUGCUUCACGGAAAAGUGUUCCCUGCAGAGGUUCAGCAGAUGGUGCUGAUUAAAGAAGAAGCUCUUGAAGUACAGAUACUUGGUAUGGAACAACAGGAUCCAGAGACCCUCAACAUAAAGGAGGAAGAGGAGGAACUGUGGACCAGUCAAGAGGGAGAGCAGUUUUGUGUGAAAAAGGAGUCUGAUGACACAGGGUUUGCAUUCACUGCUGUUCCUUUGAAGAGUGAGAAAGAUGAAGAGAAACCUCUGGUUUUACAGCUUCAUCAGCACCAAUUAAAAGAGGAAGAGCUUCCAUCCAGCAGCUCAGCUGACCAGAUAAAAGCAGCAACUGGUGGAGAGGACUGUGGAGGAGCAGAGACUACCAGGAACCCAGAUCUAAAUACUUAUGGAGAUGAUUGCAGCUCUUCAGAGACUGAAGUCAGUGAGGAUGAUGAAGGUGAUGAUGUGAAUGACUCUGACUUUCAGUUAUCAGACUCUGGGUCAGAAUCUGAAGAGAGUGACAAAGACUGGAAGGAGGGCAGAGCUCCUGAGUCAGGUGUAAACACUGUCAACAAAUCUUGCAGCUUCACUGAGCAUGAGAAACCGUUUCACAAGACAAGUCAGUCAGUGAUGUCUUCAAAUUGUUUGGCUAUCAAGGAAAGUUUUGAAGUAAAGAAAACUGGAGGCUCAAUCAAGAAAAAACAGUCAAGACAGAAUUCAUUUAGUUUCCUCUCCACCGGAGUUUUGGAGCCCCCUCAGGUCAUGCAGGGUGUAAUCUCCCUGGAUCCAAGCUCUGCCGGUCACCGCAGCAGAUCCUCCAUGCUGCUGACUCGGGGCUUGGGCUUCGGAUCUCGGCCUUGCGUGCUCUGUGGGCUCCGAUCUCUGCUGGUCACCAUGGAGGAUCAUACGAGCUGCUGA
Messenger RNA from Nematolebias whitei (Rio pearlfish), 1124 nucleotides. RefSeq lists its product as uncharacterized. Bases 120 to 1124 code for a protein of 334 amino acids. NCBI's taxonomy places the organism in Eukaryota, Metazoa, Chordata, Actinopteri, Cyprinodontiformes, Rivulidae. The record is from RefSeq and is a predicted model, not a curated record. The transcript has 4 exons.